Rhincodon typus (whale shark) is the source of this 759-nucleotide messenger RNA. RefSeq names its product immunoglobulin J chain. NCBI's taxonomy places the organism in Eukaryota, Metazoa, Chordata, Chondrichthyes, Orectolobiformes, Rhincodontidae. The transcript is spliced from 4 exons. Bases 107 to 610 code for a protein of 167 amino acids. The record is from RefSeq and is a predicted model, not a curated record. Gene Ontology annotation, biological process: humoral immune response. Gene Ontology annotation, molecular function: immunoglobulin receptor binding. Gene Ontology annotation, cellular component: pentameric IgM immunoglobulin complex.
CUCAUACGACAGGCAAAACAUAUGCUGUUUCAUUUUGCUUGAGCUACCGUUGAGGCCAAUUGACCAGCUGCCACAGUAAAGGAAGAUCAUUGCAGUAGACAGUCCCAUGAUGAAGAGUAAAGAUAUGUUGGGGAUACUUGCAGCAAUUCUAUUUUACACAGCUCUUUCAGCAGCUAAAUCUGAAAGGAACCUUUUAGUUUCAUCGAGAUGUAAGCUUUUGGAGGUGUCAUCUAAGAUGAUUGUCACUGAACUGCCUAAUGGUGAAAAAGUGGAACAACUGGCGAGAGAUAUAAAAAUUAUAGUUCCUUUGAGAAGCAGAGAGAACCUUUCAGAUCCAACCUCCCCCAUUCGGACCAAGUUUGUCUACAAGAUUUCAGAUUUCUGCAAGAAUUGUGGUCGACAAGAAUCUCCACAAGAACCUCAGUGCAAGCCCAAACCUCCACCCACUGAUGAAUGCUAUGCUCAUGACGACCAAUCAUGCAGAGAUUAUCAACGCUACUUAAGAGCUGCUAAAUACUCCAAGCAUCAAGAGGAACACUUGGCUCAAAAACCUACAGAGAUACCUAUUGAAGCAACAGUUGAUCCAAAUUCUUUUUCAGAUGCUCCAUAAAUUGUUCUAAAGAUUUUAUAAAUAACUACUGCUGUUUCUUUAUGGCUGUCUACCUUUGCUAUUUAGCCAUAAUGGCAUUCUGCCUUCACCAAAUAGAAAAUAACAGUUUGAACUCUGGUUUCAUAAUAAACACUGCUUUCUGUAUCAUG